Messenger RNA from Tachyglossus aculeatus (Australian echidna), 1064 nucleotides. It is a transcript of the gene LMO1, whose product is annotated as LIM domain only 1. The coding region runs from base 245 to 715 and encodes 156 amino acids. Gene Ontology annotation, biological process: positive regulation of transcription by RNA polymerase II. Gene Ontology annotation, molecular function: DNA-binding transcription factor binding; transcription coactivator activity. The transcript has 4 exons. Gene Ontology annotation, cellular component: nucleus. The record is from RefSeq and is a predicted model, not a curated record. Lineage: Eukaryota; Metazoa; Chordata; Mammalia; Monotremata; Tachyglossidae.
AAAGUAGGUGAGACUGCUUUUGUAUCCGCAAAGUGCUUCGCUUCUGAAUGUAAUUCUAGCUGAGUGCAAUCUAGGUUAAAAGCUGGACAACUGGGUAAUUAGAGCUCUCUCGCCGCCCAAGGCCCGUCAGCCGCGCCGUAGCUCAUCCUCCGAGGGCUCAGAGCCGAGCUGAGCUCUUCUCCCCGGGGUGGCAGCUGCGGGACCCGGCCGGGCAGCCCCCCGGACGCUUCUCACGCUCCCUGAGAUGAUGGUCUUGGACAAGGAAGACGGUGUGCCGAUGCUCUCCGUGCAGCCCAAGGGGAAGCAGAAGGGCUGUGCGGGCUGUAACAGGAAGAUCAAGGACCGCUACCUCCUGAAGGCCCUGGACAAGUACUGGCACGAGGACUGCCUGAAGUGCGCCUGCUGCGACUGCCGGCUCGGGGAGGUCGGGUCCACGCUGUACACGAAAGCCAAUCUCAUCCUCUGCCGCCGAGAUUACCUGAGGCUGUUUGGCACCACGGGGAAUUGUGCAGCCUGCAGUAAGCUGAUCCCCGCCUUUGAGAUGGUGAUGAGAGCCAGGGAGAACGUUUACCACUUGGACUGCUUCGCCUGCCAACUCUGCAACCAGAGAUUUUGCGUAGGAGACAAAUUUUUCCUGAAGAACAACAUGAUCUUGUGUCAGAUGGACUAUGAGGAGGGGCAGUUGAAUGGAAGCUUCGAGUCCCAGGUUCAGUAGCCCCCCGCCCCGCUCCCCGCGGCUUCGAAGCACAGUGGACCCGGCGUCCAGUCUCUUCCGCGGCCAGGACGGCCGGCCAGCUUGCCUGCAAUAUUUUUUUAAUUCUCAGUCCACAGAGGGCUCUUCAUUGUAGUCCCGUUUCCCUGCACCCAACACAAAGCAGUUACAAUUUUAGAUGUACAGUUGUGCUGACUUAACUGAGCACUGCAUUGCCUGUAUGUUCGUGAGUUUCCACGGGGCUGGGGAGGGGUCUGUACAGUCUGUUUUCUGUAUAUAAACUGGAACAUUUAUUUUAUGAGAAAUGUAAUGCAAUUUUAUUACUGGUGUGAAUUAAAAUUAUGAAUGUUUC